AUGGCGGCUUUCAUCAAAGAACGGUUAGACUGGGCGGUUGCAAAUAGUGGUUGGAUUAAUUUUUUCAAAAAGGUGGAAGUGAAGAUUCUGGCGGCUCGGACAUCAGACCAUAAGCCCAUUUUUCUCACUUAUUUGGAGAAGGAGGAAGAAUAUAUACAUGCUAAGAGGGGUACAAAGUUUGAAGCUAAGUGGCUCUUAGAUGAGGGAGCAAUGGAAGUGAUCAAGGCGGCGUGGUGUGAUGACACAAUUGGGGGCACUGGCAUCCAGGUGGUGCAACAAAAACUUGAGGCAUGUAAAGGUGAACUGAAACGGUGGAAUUGGAGAAAACAUGGCAAUUUUGAGAGAGCAAUAAAAGAAAAAACCAAGCAAUUAGAAAUAUUGCAGCGGAAUGAAAAUGCAAAGGAUGGCCCAUCAAUAAAACAGCUCCAAUCCGAAAUUGAUUUUCUGCUAGAGCAAGAAGAUAUGAAGUGGAAACAAUGA
Corylus avellana is the source of this 480-nucleotide messenger RNA. The record is from RefSeq and is a predicted model, not a curated record. Lineage: Eukaryota; Viridiplantae; Streptophyta; Magnoliopsida; Fagales; Betulaceae.